AUGGCGUCACCGACUUCGACGAAUGCUGCCGUAGAGGCGACACGUCUCCAGGAGCUCAACGCAGAUGUUCGUAACCAAGAUGAUCUCGAGCGAGAUAUCACUCGACAGGCUGAUAAAUUUCUUGCCGAAAAAGCCGAGGAAAACGACACCAAGCGGCUAGAAAAGGCAUUGGGGGACAAAGCCAAGGUCGAUCGUCAGAUCCAACAGGCCAAGGACCGUCUGGGCAAGAGUGUCGGACCAGUCGCACGAACUCGGAUCGAGAAUGAGCUUCGGAACCUGGAAGCCCGCCGCACUGGACUGGUCCAAGAUGUCACAGAGAUCCAGAAGCGCAUAGAUGAUCGCCGCGAGGCUCAAGAAAAGGCCGACGAGACCCAUGGCUCGGGUCGCUUGCCAAACGAGUCCCGACGGGACUAUCUUCUCCGAACAGGAAAGAUUACACCUUUUGAGCUGAUGAGUCAGUCCGGCACAAAUGGAGCUCUGUCGACUCUACAAGACGCCCUGGUAGAUACUGAAGAUCAGCAACAAGAGGCGGAAGAGCGGAAAAAAGCACACCAGGAGCCCCAGGCCUCCCACCGGAACCUGCUUCGCCCGGAAUUCGACUUUGAUGAUCUCAGCGAGAGCUCAGAUCAUCGUAGCACCAAGCGACGAAAGCUGGAAAGCCCGCCCACUGCAAAAAAAGGGUCGAAGCCCUCGAAGGCUGCCCGACGCGGCUCACCUGAGGCCGAUUCGGAGGCCAGUUACGUCGCUUCCGAGGACAGUGCAUUGUCUGACGACGAUGAGUUUAUGCCAGAUACUACUCCCGAGCCCGGCUUACAAAAGCGCAAGAAGGGUAAAGCUGAUGCCGUCCUUGAGGAUAUGAGUGGCGUAGAUGACGGCAACGAGGAAGUCUAUCAAGAUCGCCUCCAGAAAUGGAUCAGCCGACGCAGUGCUGCUCGUAACCGCACCCUAGGGUCUUCGGUGGAGGGCGAGAAGGAAGAGGAUGUGAAGGAGGAGUGGCUGAAGCCCCACCCAUCAGAGCCAGACCUUGACCUUCACAACGGUCUCCAUGUCCCAGGCGACAUUGGGAAAUUCCUCUUUCCCUAUCAGCGCACCGGAGUUCAAUGGCUCUGGGAACUCCACCAGCAAUCUGUAGGAGGAAUUAUCGGCGAUGAGAUGGGACUUGGAAAGACAAUCCAGGCAAUCGCCUAUCUGGCAUCGUUGCAUUACAGCAACAUGUACACGAAACCUGCGAUCAUUGUCUGCCCUGCGACGCUGAUGAAGCAAUGGGUCAAUGAAUUCCAUCGUUGGUGGCCCCCAUUCCGGGUCUCGAUUCUCCAUUCAUCCGGCAGUGGUAUGAUGAACUUGGGCCGUGAGAGUAGCCGUGAGGCCGCAUUGGCAUCCGAGCUGAUGGGCAGCAUACCUUCUCGGCAUCUAUCAGCUGGUCAGAAGGCGGCCAAGAAGAUCAUCAAGCGAGUCAUGGAGGAAGGACACGUUCUCGUGACUACGUAUUCCGGUCUCCAGUCCUACGCUGAUGCUCUUGUUGAUGUCGAAUGGGGCUGCGCUAUUCUCGAUGAAGGUCACAAAAUUCGUAAUCCUGACGCCGGUAUUACCUUCAGCUGCAAAGAAUUGCGCACGCCUCAUCGCAUAAUUCUGUCCGGGACUCCGAUGCAAAACAGCCUAGUCGAUCUGUGGUCACUCUUUGACUUUGUCUUUCCCAUGCGCCUCGGCACGCUGGUGACUUUCAAGAACCAGUUUGAAAUUCCCAUCCGGCAGGGAGGGUACGCAUCCGCCACCAACCUCCAAGUGCAGACGGCUGCGAAGUGUGCAGCUACCCUGAAGGAUGCCAUCAGUCCGUACCUUCUUCAGCGGUACAAGGCGGAUGUCACAUCAGAUCUACCACAGAAGACUGAACAAGUCAUCUUUUGUAAGCUGACUCAGGAGCAACGGAACGUCUAUAAACGGUUCCUGGGGUCGGAUGAUAUGAGCUCCAUCAUCCGAGGUAAAAGAAAUUCUCUCUUCGGAAUCGACAUUCUCCGAAAGAUUUGCAAUCAUCCAGACUUGGUGAAUCGUCAGAUCCGAACGCAUGACUCCGACUUUGGCAACAGCGACCGCUCGGGCAAGAUGAAGGUUCUGAAGGGUCUGCUGGAGGUCUGGAAGGAUACUGGGCACAAGACGCUGCUGUUCGCUCAGACUCGACAGAUGCUGGACAUCAUUGAAAAAUUCAUUUGGUCGCUUGGCGGUUUCAAUUUUCGUCGCAUGGAUGGUAAUACUCCGAUCAAAGAUCGGCAGACCAUGGUGGAUGAAUUCAACAAGGACCCGGACUUACAUGUUUUCCUUCUGACCACUCGCGUGGGAGGCAUUGGGGUAAACUUGACCGGAGCCGAUCGAGUCAUCAUCUAUGAUCCGGACUGGAAUCCUUCCACAGAUAUGCAGGCACGCGAGCGAGCGUGGCGACUGGGACAGAAACGUGACGUGACGAUCUUCCGCCUCAUGACCAAGGGUACCAUCGAGGAAAAAAUCUAUCACCGGCAGAUUUUCAAGCAAUUCUUGACCAACAAGAUCACUCGUGACCCCCAGCAGCGGGAAAGCUUCCAAGCGAGUGACCUGUAUGAUCUCUUCUCUUUGACGGAGGAGAAUGAUAACGAGCUCGAAACCACGAAGCUCUUCAAGAAUGCGGACGUUACUUAUCAGGAACAAGCCAAGGCCAAUCCCGGUAAUCAACGUCGUGGUGCGGUGAAUCGACAGAAGGCCCAACCAGUUCAAGCUGAUGAAGAAGAUAUCAGCGCCGUUCAAGGGGUCGCCAAUGUCGAGCAAUUCCGUAACGAGGCAGAGGAUGAGAAAUCUUCCAAGACCGCAGAAGACCGGAUCAUGCAUGGCAUCUUCGCUCGCUCCGGCGUUCAUGCUGCGCUUGAACAUGAUCAGAUUAUUAACGGCAAGCGCAAUGUCCGGGCCGACCCGAAACUGAUCGAAGAAGAGGCACGCCGCGUCGCCGCCGAAGCCGCUCGUGAGCUACGCCGUGCAGAAGAGGUCGCUCGCAACACACCCAUCGGUCUGCCUACUUGGACGGGCUCUUUUGGCGUAGGUGGCCGCGUGGAUACCGCUGGCAACGGUGGCUCGUCAUCAAGACCGGCCGCUCGGGGUCCAUCCUCCUCAUCCCUUCUCGCCAACCUCAACCCCAACGCCUCUUCAAUCAUGUCCCCAAACUCGACACCUCCAGGAUCGGUCACACCAAGUCGAAUGCCCCGGGGGAAAGACUUCCUGCCGCUUAUUCGGGAUUUCUUGCUCUCUCGCCGAGGGCCUGUGUUCACGCAAGUGAUUGUUGAUCAAUUCAAUCAUUACUGCACCACCCCUCAGCGAGUAGCUGAAUUUCAAGAGAUGCUUAAGACUGUGGCUAGCUUGGAUCGAGACCGAGGUGGUCGGGGUCGAUGGACUUUGAAGCCCGAAUUUGCGAGGCCAUCUAGUUAA
Molecule: messenger RNA, 3444 nt
Organism: Penicillium oxalicum
Lineage: Eukaryota; Fungi; Ascomycota; Eurotiomycetes; Eurotiales; Aspergillaceae
Product: DNA-dependent ATPase RAD26
Exons: 3
Coding region: 1-3444 (1147 amino acids)
Biological process (GO): transcription-coupled nucleotide-excision repair
Cellular component (GO): nucleus
Molecular function (GO): ATP-dependent chromatin remodeler activity; ATP binding
Source: RefSeq, a predicted model, not a curated record